ACUACUAGUAUUACAACUAGUACUACCACUGCAAAUAGUAUUACUACUACAACUACUACUACUACUACUACCACCUCUACUACUACAACUACACCUUCUACUACACCUACUAAUUCUACUACAACUAGUAAUACUACUACUACAAAUACUACUAAUAAUUUUGAUGAAAGUUUGUAGGUAUUGGUUCCUGUAUCUGGACAGUUCUGAGUUAUUUUGACUGAUAAUUCUUGGCUGCUAGAGUUGACAGCGGGAUAUUAAUUACUGUUGGAAUUAUUACUUUGGGAUGUAUUAAGUAAGAAGCGGCGCAAGUUAACCUGCGUACAGUGUUCGGAAUGGCGAAGACGAAUCCGUGGGCAGGUGAGGGGCUUGGGAGGCGGCGUGCUCAGUAUCGGUCGAUAUCAGAUAUCAGAGUUGGGGGGUAUCAGCGGACCAGCCUCACUCUCUCUCCUACUGUAGUGCCGACCAGCACACCCUACCACGGCCCUCGUACUAAGGAUGGUCGGUAGAGUUUCGUGAAAGCGUUGGUAACUGUUGUGUAGGUUAUCACGUGGCCACACACACCUGCCUCGCUGCAUAAGUGUUCAAGUGACGUGUAGUUAUGGAUAACCAGAGUAUAAACACCCACACCUCCCUCUCCCAGGACUCUGUUAACAUGGGAGGUGGUCCAGCCCUGGGUGCUGGGAUGGGCCAGGUUGUGGGUGGUGCUGGAGUGGGCCAGGUCGCCGGUGCUGGGAUGGGUGGUAGUGUUGGUGCAGUGGGUGGUGGUGGUGGUGUUGGUGCAGUGGGCGGUAGUGUUGGUGCAGUGGGUGGUGUUGGAGGAGUGAACAUGGGGGGGAGCUUGACAAGACGGACAUCCCGCGUGUGGCGAUACUUCGGCAUGGUAGACAACUGCCACUAUAUCUGCCGCUUGUGCUCCUUCGUGGGAGCCUACACCAACACCACAAACAUGAGGAAACACAUCCAGCACCACCACCCUGAGAGGUUCCAGGAUAUCCUCGACCACACGCGACCAACAAGCCGCCCAUUUUGCAUGCGACCUCCUCAACACUACCCACAACACAACACCAACUAUCCCGGCGGCCUUAUCUACCCCCACAAGUUCCCAGGCAAGAGGAUGAUCCUUCCAAAACCAGCAGAAAUGCCUUAUAACCACGGCGACACAAGAAAUGAUCCCAAUAUGGCAGCGACACCCACUUCCCAACAGUGUUCAGUAGUCUCACACAUGGGUCCCUCUACCUCGCAAUCUUCACUUCCAGAGACUUCCAUGAACACUUCGUAUCACACAGGGCCUCACAGCUUCCUCUAUCAUGCCAGGACUCACCCGUCCAGCACAAUACUGUCUCUGUGUGUGAACUGAGUCCUGAAGAAAGCAAAUUGGUUAUCCAGUUCCUACCGUCUGCGAGCGAAGCCAGUGAC
Molecule: messenger RNA, 1416 nt
Organism: Cherax quadricarinatus
Lineage: Eukaryota; Metazoa; Arthropoda; Malacostraca; Decapoda; Parastacidae
Source: RefSeq, a predicted model, not a curated record